AUGAAUUAUAAUGAGUGUAGUAGUAGUAGUGGCGGUAGUAGUAGAAGUUGUAGUAGCAGUAGUAGUACUAGUGGUAAUUGUACUAGUAGUACUAGUGCUGGUAGAUGUAGUAGUAGUGGUAGUGGUGGUAGUAGCAGUUGUGGUAGUAGUAGUACUAGGGGUGGUAGUAGUAGUAGUACUAGUAGUGGUAGUAGUAGUGCUAGGGGUGGUAGUAGUAGUAGUAGUGGUGGUGGUGGUAGUAGUAGUACUAGGGGUGGUAGAGGUAGUAGUAGUGGUGGUAGUAGUGCUAGGGGUGGUAGUAGUAGUAGUACUAGUAGUGGUAGUAGUAGUGCUAGGGGUGGUAGUAGUAGUAGUAGUAGUGGUGGUGGUGGUGGUAGUAGUAGUACUAGGGGUGGUAGAGGUAGUAGUAGUGGUAGUGGUGGUAGUAGCAGUUGUGGUAGUAGUAGUGCUAGGGGUGGUGGUAGUAGUACUAGUAGUGGUAGUAGUAGUGCUAGGGGUGGUAGUAGUAGUAGUAGUAGUGGUGGUGGUGGUAGUAGUAGUACUAGGGGUGGUAGAGGUAGUAGUAGUGGUAGUGGUGGUAGUAGCAGUUGUGGUAGUAGUAGUGCUAGGGGUGGUAGUAGUAGUAGUAGUGGUGGUGGUAGUAGUAGUACUAGGGGUGGUAGUAGUAGUGCUAGGGGUGGUAGUAGUAGUAGUAGUGGUGGUGGUAGUAGUAGUGCUAGGGGUGGUAGUAGUAGUAGUAGUACUAGGGGUGGUAGAGGUAGUAGUAGUGGUAGUGGUGGUAGUAGCAGUUGUGGUAGUAGUAGUGCUAGGGGUGGUAGUAGUAGUACUAGUGGUGGUAGUAGUAGUGCUAGGGGUGGUACUUGUGGUGGUAGUAGUACUUGUGGUAGUACUAGUGGUAGUAGUAGUAGUACUUGUGGUGGUAGUUGUAGUAGUAGUGGUGGUGGUAGUACUUGUGGUGGUAGUAAUAGAAGAGGUGGUGGUGGUGGUGGUAGCAGUAGUCCUAGUGGUGGUAUUUAG
This is a messenger RNA of Pelobates fuscus (common spadefoot toad), 1017 nucleotides long. Its product is annotated as loricrin-like. The coding region runs from base 1 to 1017 and encodes 338 amino acids. NCBI's taxonomy places the organism in Eukaryota, Metazoa, Chordata, Amphibia, Anura, Pelobatidae. The transcript has a single exon. The record is from RefSeq and is a predicted model, not a curated record.